CACGUCGCGCCAAGCAUGAGGCACCGGACGCGGCCAAGGCCCUGCGCACCGUGGUGCUGGGCGCUGGCGCUGCUGGCCCUGGGCGGCGCGGGGCUGUGCCACGCCGGCUCCCAGCCCCGGACACCCCCGCGGCCCAGCGCCAGGAGCAAGAACUGGUGCGCCUACAUCGUGCACCGGAACGUGAGCUGCUCGGUGCUGGAGGGCAGAGAGAGUUUUAUUCAGGCGCAGUACAACUGUCCCUGGAGUCAGAUGCCCUGCCCGUCCGCGUUGGUGUACCGUGUGAACUUCAGACCCAGAUAUGUCACCAAGUUCAAGACGGUAACACAGUUGGAAUGGAGGUGCUGUCCUGGCUUCAGAGGGGUAGAUUGCCAAGAAGGUCCCAAAGACCCUGGGAAGUCUCUGCGUCCCACUCCUGCUGCUCGAAACAACAUGAAGAAAGCCACAGACAAUGAGCCAAGUCCAAUCUCAGAGCCAAAGAAGACUUUGUUAUCAAAUGGUGCAACACAGCCAAGUCAGACAACAGAUCCAAAACAGGGCCCCCAAGAACUUCAAAACAAGAAAAUCCAGGUACUUGAGGAAAAGGUUCUCAGACUCACUAGGACAGUCCUGGAUCUCCAGUCUUCCAUUGCUGGAGUGAAUGAAAACCUUAAACAUAACAUUCAGGAUGAUCCCAGCAAAACGGCUUCAUGGCUCAGUAACCUGCACCCCGAGUCAGGGCCUGGAAGUGCCAUUAGUAGAGACACAGACAUGACUCCUCUUCCUGAAGUCCCCAGUAAGGAACCUGGUAUGAAGGACAUUAAGUCUGAAUUGGCUGAAGUCAAGGAUGUUCUAAAGAACAAGAGUAAUAAGCUGGAGGAAUUGGAUGGGAAAGUGAAGGGUUAUGAAGGGCAACUCAAACAGCUCCAGGAGGCUGCCCAGGGACCUACAGUGACCAUGACAACCAACGAACUCUACCAAUCCUAUGUAGAUAGCAAAAUUGAUGCCCUGAGAGAAGAGCUCAUAGAGGGAAUGGACAGAAAGCUGGCAGAUCUCAAAAACUCUUGUGAGUACAAGUUGAUUGGCCUCCAACAGCAGUGUGAUGACUAUGGGAGCAGUUACCUGGGAGUCAUCGAGCUUAUAGGAGAGAAGGAAGCAAACCUGAAAAAAGAAAUUAGUGACCUUCGAGCCCAGCUGCAGAAUUCUCCAGCUCAGUCAAACUGCUGUGACAGCAAAAAGAGUGCUGAUUUUGCGCAACAGAUCCAGAUGUUAGAACAAAAAAUUGAUAGAGUUGCUGAGGCCACCAGAAUAUUGAAUGGAAGACUGGACAAUGAGUUUGACCGCCUCACAGUUCCAGAGCAGGAUGUAGACUUUGAUGCAAGGUGGACUGAACUGGAUGCUCGGAUCAAUGUGACAGAGAAGAAUGCGGAAGAACAUUGCUUUUACAUAGAAGAAACCCUACGGGGCACCAUUAAUGGAGAGGUAGAUGAUUUGAAGCAGCUUCUGGAUGAGAAGAUAAAGUCUCUGGAAGACCGUCUGGGGAACAUACUGGAGAUGGCGAACAGCACCGAUGAAAACUUCCCUCUGCCAGGCCCUGAAAUAAUCCCGAGUGUGUCAGGAGCUGGGAAUGAGCAGUUUAUAACGGAAUUAAGCCACCUGAAGAACAAAGUACAAGAGGUUGAGGAUAUUUGCCUACAGAACUUCCCUGGGAUAGGAGAUACUUGGCUAACUGGAGAAGACCACUCAACGGAUGACCAUUCCAGCCUUUUGAAAUUGCUGAAUGACACCAUGUAUGGGAAGUUUCAAGAAACUGAGCUCAGCAUUCAGAAACUCCAGCAUGAUUUUUAUUUUCUUUAUUCUCUACUAAACCAUACAGAAGAUGGGACACAUCCUCUUCAGAAGGAAGCCAGCAAAGAAAGGUCUAACACUGGAGUAGGCAGCUCUUCUAAGGAAGGCAAGCAAGGAAGGACAGUGGCACCCCUCCCGGUUCCUCAGUUCCCCACAGCUCAUUGCUGUGAUCACUGGGAGGAGAGGUGGCAACAGCUACAAAGCCAGGUCCUCUCUGGGUUGAACACUUGUAAGGAGAAUGCACAUGGGGCCCAGAGCGAGGUCUCUGUGGUUGAAGACCGAGUGUCUCAACUGGAGAAAACCUGCAGCAAACUGGACAACAUCUCCGGAAGCCUCCAGAGGAUCAAGGAAGGGCUCAACAAGCAUGUCAGUAGCCUGUGGAGCUGUGUGAGGCAGAUGAAUGGGACUCUGCGGUCACACAACAGAGAUAUUUCUGGCCUGAAGAAUUCUGUCCAACAAUUCUAUAGCCAUGUUUUUCAAAUUUCUACUGACUUGCAAGAUCUGAUUAGAUUUCAACCACCAGGAACUGAUGAACCUUCAGAAGCCCCUCAGACUCCACCAUCUGGGAAGGCUCCAGAAGGAUCCACGAAAGCCCCAGACCCAAUGCUGCCUGCAGCUCCUACUGCGCCUUCUCACCCAGAACUGAGCCCGCAGCCAGGGGCACCACCCCCUCCCGAAGAUCCUGGGAAGCAGCUGCCCGGGAAACCCCCGAAGCCGCUGCCACCACCAGCCUGGCCUGGCUGGACAGGACUAGCCUUCUUGCCUGGCUCUUCAGGGGACAUCGUGGAGACAGGGGAGGCCGGGCCCCCUGGAAGGAUGGGCAUGUCAGGAAAGGGCCUGCCGCAUGGUGUGGAUGGCCAGAUGGGACAGGGGUCCGUCCCCAGUGUUGAAGGCUAUGCAGGAGCACCAGGGUACCCCAAGUCAUCGACCAUGGCCUCUCCAGGGCUUCCAGCUCCAUCCGUGGUGUCUUUCUCAGCGGGGCUAACCCAGAAACCCUUCCCCAGUGAGGCGGGUGUGGUUCUCUUCAACAAAGUGCUGGUGAAUGAUGGGGACAUGUACAACCCCGAAACAGGGGUCUUCACAGCUCCAUUUGACGGGCGCUAUCUGAUUACAGCCACCCUAACACCUGAGAGGGACACCUACGUGGAGGCCGUGCUGUCUGUGUCCAACGCUAGUGUGGCCCAGCUACACACUGCCGGCUACAAGAGAGAGUUCUUGGAAUAUCACCGGCCCCCUGGGGCUCCACACACUUGCGGGGGCCCCGGGGCCUUCCACCUGAUUGUGCACUUGAAGGCAGGAGAUGGCGUCAAUAUCGUGGUGACCGGAGGCAGGCUGGCCCACACAGACUUUGACGAGAUGUAUUCCACAUUCAGCGGGGUCUUCCUCUACCCGUCCCUUGCACAGCUCUAGGCAGCUGUCAGAAGACAAAAGCUUUAAUAUAUUCCCUUAGUGAAUGGAACUGGAGCACUGGUCCAGUUUUGGUCAGACAGCAGCCCUCCCCUAAGAUAGAAAAAUCUGUCCUGACUGCUGAACUCCUCCACUCAACAGGCCAGCUGUGAGGAAAGAGCCCUGGUAGUCUGCUCUGGUAGUCUGCACAGAAGAGCCAGAACAGCCCUUGCCUGUGAGCUGUCAUCGAGGCUAAGGGCAGCUGGGCUAGCGACUAGGGGUGUGGGUUAGGGCACAAACCCAAACCUGUUGCUACUGUCUACCAAAGGGCAAAACCACGGCAAAGGUCCAUUUCCACUUACACUGCACGCAGGAGGGCAAGUUGAAACACUGAAGUGCUGCUGUACUGGGUGCCCCUGCACAGACAAGCCAAGGCUGCCCUGGGGUGGGUGAUCUCAGGCUGGUACCUCUGAGGAGACAUGAGAAGGCAGCAGGCUGGGCUCCUUGAAUGACAUGCGCAAUUCAAGUGCAAAGACAUGGAGUGUCAAUAAAGACAUAAAACCACUUUGUGUUA
This is a messenger RNA of Suncus etruscus (white-toothed pygmy shrew), 3784 nucleotides long. RefSeq names its product elastin microfibril interfacer 2 (gene EMILIN2). Gene Ontology annotation, molecular function: protein binding. The transcript has 8 exons. The record is from RefSeq and is a predicted model, not a curated record. Lineage: Eukaryota; Metazoa; Chordata; Mammalia; Eulipotyphla; Soricidae. The coding region runs from base 16 to 3234 and encodes 1072 amino acids.